GGUUCGGCCAGAACCGGCCAGAAAUGUGAGAUCUGUCGGCAGUGAGCGAUCGAGGCGAUAUAUAGUUCCCAAACUGAAGCGGAGGAAAACGCAUUCUUCCCUCGGCAAUUAUUUAUUUAUUUUUUUUUCCGUUUAUUUCGCGAUUCCCCCGGAAAAGUGCAGUGAAGUUUCCACACUUUCGAAACCAAUUUCAAAACCAUUUGGCCAAUUUUUUUUUUUUUUUUGCUCUACCAAUCAGUGCAAAAAAUUUAAAAAAAUUAAUAAAAAAAAAUAAAGGAAAAGUGCUUAAUGAAGAAAAGCAGAUGCCACAGUGUAAUUGGAUUGUUGGGAUAACUGGCGCGGAAAACUCGCGGAAAAUGAUGUGGCCUGCCGACGCGAACUGAAAAACUGAAAAAAAAUUUUAAAAAAAAAAAACAAAUAUUUAGAGGAUCUUUGAACGAAAUCGAAAGGCAAACACGAGCGGAGGAUAGACUGAGAGAAAAAACGAGUGAUUUUAGCGAAAAUACAAUGAUGCCGCCAAGACUGCCGGUUAGGCCAGCAGCGAAAACGAAACCAUCGACGACGAGUAGAAUAAGCCAGGACAUAGACCACAUCCACAUCCACAUCCACCAGGACACAGAAGCCCCAAUGCCACCACACACAACGUUUCACAAGCGCCGGCGAAGGCGAGAUCCCCACCAGCAGAGUCCAGAUCCAACCCAUAGCCCACGAUCUGAGUGGCGGAGCCGGAGAAGCUGGUGCUCUCCGGGAGUGUGUCUGGCUCUGAUCCUCCUCUCCACAGCCUGCUCCGUGCUGGGAGCCAGCUCAGAGUCAGCGGGCACCUCCACCACCAUCUCCUCCGCCGAACAAACAGACCUGGCUGUCACCGAGCCGGACGACUCGACGGGCAUCCAGCCAUCCGCCGGCGGUUGUGCCCCCCAGCACUGGUGGGACUCGAAUAGAAACAGGUGUAUACCCUGCACCAGGUGCCAGGACGAAAUGAUACCACUGCGUCCUUGUCAGCUGCACACGGACACCAUCUGUGGCUCCAUCUACGACCUGAAGAUCGACUGGGUGGUGCUGGCCAAGACAGAGCCCAACUGGAAGGAGCGCCGAAAGUCCUCCGAGUAUGAGCACCUGGAGCAUGCCAAGCACCUGCAGCACCUGACCCACGAGCAACUGCAGCAGCUCCACGAGGAGGCGAGUGCCGCCGCCUGGGCGCUCGACUGGCAGACCGGUGUCCUCUAUGCCGCCGUUCUUACCUGCCUGCUCUUCUUCUCCGUCGCCGCCUGCAUCCUCAUCCACCACAUGCGCCAAUGGCGCCGCAUGGAGCGUCGUCUGGAUCAGGAUGUGGAGGAGCUGUCCACGAAGCUGAUGGCGAAGCUGGCGGAGGUGCAGAGCCUGGAUGGUGGCACCUUCUUCAUUGGGAAUGCGGACGCCUUGCGGGGAUUGCCCGCCUCGGCCAUCCAGGUCGGGCAUCCAGAUUCCGGGCAGGCGGCGCAGUCGGGUAUCUUCCAGCCGCAACACGUGCUGCUCCCUGAGAAGCGAGGAAAGCACCAGGAGCGACGGAUCCUGAAGACCCUUCAGCCGGGAAAUGUCUACAUCGAGGAGAGCAACGGGGGUAUGGGCGGGGGAUUUGGAGGGGGCAUGGGCAUGGGCAUGGGCAUGGGCCCCAAGGGCUAAAAAAAAAGGGGGUUAGGGGGUAAUACUUAAGGAGUGCCAGGAUAUCGGAAAAAACUUUUGUACAAAGAGCCGCUUAAAUCAAAAAAAGAAAUUAAAACGAAACCAUGAAGCCGAAACUAUUAUUAUAAUUAUUUAAAUAUUAUUAUUAAAUAUUAUUAUUAAAUAAUAUUAUUCUAAUAUUACGAAACAUUUUUUUUUUUUUGUCCUUAUAUAUAUAAUAUGAAUCGUUAUGUUGACUUGUUUGUAAUAAUGAAGGAAUUACCAGAACCCCCCUCGAAAAAAUUUAAAAAAAAUCAAUGGCGGCAGUGGAAUGUUUUUUUGUAAAUAGAACGAUUUUUUUUUAGGACGGGGCUAUUACAUAAAUAUGGAUUACAACUGCUACGAUUAACAAUUCUACUUAAUGUAAAUAUUAAGGCGAUCGAAACGAGAACAAGACCAAGUAAUAUCGGCAACAUAUCAGCCUCUAUAUACACCCACACUUUGACCCCAACUACUGGACUACUGUUCGGGGGCUAAAUCGUAUUAACUGUAAUAGUAACGGUAAAGCUAAAGAUAGAACUAAUUACGAUAUCGAUAAAUAAUGCAUAACUUAUAAUGUUAGAUUGAGAAAUGUCUAUAACCUAAGUGCUCUAUCACUCUGUGCGAAGAACAAUAAAAACUUUCAUGAAUAUGCGAA
Drosophila ananassae is the source of this 2338-nucleotide messenger RNA. It is a transcript of the gene wgn, whose product is annotated as tumor necrosis factor receptor superfamily member wengen. Gene Ontology annotation, molecular function: protein binding. The coding region runs from base 508 to 1662 and encodes 384 amino acids. The transcript is spliced from 5 exons. The record is from RefSeq and is a predicted model, not a curated record. Lineage: Eukaryota; Metazoa; Arthropoda; Insecta; Diptera; Drosophilidae.